Lycium barbarum (goji berry) is the source of this 1443-nucleotide messenger RNA. Its product is annotated as receptor-like protein 39. The transcript has a single exon. The record is from RefSeq and is a predicted model, not a curated record. NCBI's taxonomy places the organism in Eukaryota, Viridiplantae, Streptophyta, Magnoliopsida, Solanales, Solanaceae. Bases 1 to 1443 code for a protein of 480 amino acids. Gene Ontology annotation, molecular function: protein binding.
AUGGAUGUAUUAGACCUUUCAGACAACAAUAUUACAGGAGAAGUACCCGCCUGGAUUUGGAGUAUUGGUUUAAGUUAUCUGAAUCUUUUUUGCAAAUUCCUAGAGUCUCUGGAAGAGCCUUACUACAUAUCUACAGAUUAUUGGAGGGUCAUUGACUUACACACCAACAGGAUCAAGGGCGAUGUACCCAUUCUACCUACUUCUCUUACCUACUUUUCAGUUGCCAAUAAUAAAUUUAUGGGAUCAAUACCCUCUUCCAUAUGCAAUCUGGAUCAACUUCAAUUUCUUGAUAUGUCAAACAAUGCCAUAAACAACGAACUACCUCCAUGUCUAUUUCAACUGUUUGACUAUCUCUUAGUGCUGAAUCUAGGGAGAAACAGACUAAGUGGCAUUAUUCUUGAUACAUUUUCGUCGAACUGCAGUUUGAAAACUUUAGACCUCAGCAGCAAUACCUUAGAAGGAAAGUUUCCAAGAUCCCUGGAAAGAUGCCCAUUUCUGGAGGUUUUGGACAUUGGAAGCAACAAGAUUAGAGAUACAUUCCCUUGUAUGUUGAAAAAAUUAUCCAGUUUGCACGUCCUAGUCCUAAGGUCGAACAAGUUCCAUGGAGAUGUCCAGUGUCAUAUAGCUAAUCAAACAUGGCCGAGGCUUCAAAUUGUAGCUAUUGCUUACAAUAAUUUCAGGGGAGCACUGCUACCACAGUACUUCUCGAGCUGGGAAGGCAUGAUGAAUAGUAGUAAUCAAGAUCCAUGGCCCCAGUACUUGCAAGUUGAAUUCAACGGCUAUGGCAUGUACUAUCGAAAUAGAGUGACUUUUACUCUUAAAGGUCGGGUGAUGGAGAUUGUGAAUAUUUUUGAAGCUUUUACAUGCAUGAAUUUCUCUUGCAACAACUUUCAAGAAGAGAUACCAGAGGUAUUGGGAGAUCCCAAAUCGCUUUACCUUCUCAACUUAUCACACAAUGCGUUGACAGGAAGAAUACCAAAGGCCCUUGGAAAUUUGGCUCAGCUUGGAGCCUUAGAUCUUUCAAUUAACCAAUUAAGUGGCAGGAUUCCGGACGAGCUUGCGAGUCUCACGUUCCUUUCUUUCUUGAACCUAUCUUUUAAUCAGCUUUCUGAUAGGAUUCCAAAAGGUAACCAACUUCAAACGUUCUCAGUUGAUUCAUUUGAAGGGAAAACAGGGCUAUGUGAUUUUCCGUUAAAGAAACUGUGCAGUGACACCAAAGCGACUGGAUUAUCACAAUUACCUAGCAGCCAUUCUGAACAUGAUGAAAUUGAUGGGAAAUAUAUAAGUUUUGCCUUGGGAUCUUCUGUGGGUUUUGGCAUCAUAACCUGGAUGCUUUUGCAUAACCGAAGAUACAAUGAGCUUGUUGAUAGACUUCUAUCCAGAAUUUUGGGUCAGCACAAAAAGAGUGGCAGAAAUAAAAACCAGAGGAGGUCAAGGUUAUGA